AUGGGUGAGUUCGUGCGGUGGAGGGACCACUCCAUCACGUGUCGUGUUGUGGUCUUAUGUGCCACAAUUGGACGGUCUGCCCUCGCUCUCUCCACUACCACCACCAUCUUCAGCAUGCCCGGUAACUUCGAAAGCCUUGCUGUCGAAAUACAGGAUCUCAUCCUCGAGAAUCUCGCUGGGGACCAAGCAUCAUUGUAUCAUUGCCUUUUUCUAACGCGUACUACUCGUCGCAUCGCAGAACGCAUCCUCUACCGUCACGUCACCCUCACCGCCACUCGCCAGUGCCUUAUGUCGUUCGCUAACUUCGUUGAAGCAUCUGCUGCGUCAUCUGCCCCCCUCAAUAAAUACGUGAAACGGCUCACCAUCGUCUGUCCUUACGACAUGCACACGACGCGUAAAGCGUGCUGGCAUCUUCGACGCGUCCUUCGCCAACUUCCGCGACUGGAGCACUUUGAGCUAGUCGACGACGAAGGAUGCGAUAGAGAACCCGACUGGCUGGACCGAAUUAACUUCCUCAGGGAAAUCACUAUACCUUUGCGCAGAUUCUCGUGGGGGAGGCUCAUUCGUCUGGAUAGUAGGGACAGAGUGUCUCAAUUCCUCAACAAGAUGCCUUCAAUCGAGUAUCUCGAGCUCACAAAGAUGGAGCCUUCGUCCAAGCUGAAACUUGCCGACGACUCGCUCCCGCGGCUUAAAUUCCUUAGCAGUUCAUCAACCCUCGCCACAGAGCUCGUCUUGACUAGGAAUAUCGAAUACUUGGAUACUUUCGGGCUCAAUAUCGACGCAAUUCAAGAGGAAAUCCCACGCGCGAACCAUGCAUUGAGGGCACUCUCCCUUCACGAUAUUCGCACCUUCCCCCAGUACAUCGAUUGCCUUCCCAACCUCCGAUGCCUCCAUCUCCACUCAGCAGACAGAGAUAUCCUUGAACCCGGAUUUAUCACCGCGUUGAAUGCCCAGAAAAUCAAGCAUAUCAGGGCCUGGUUUACCUGCGAGGACGAAGAAAGUGUGGUCCUUGAGCUGUUCGAGGCUGUCCCCUCUUUGCGUGUUGUUGAGAAAGAGGUACUCGAUGAGGCCGUGGAUAUCAAUGUAAAGACCUUUGAGCGAUGGGAAAGGGAGGGAAAUCGUUCCGUCGGGAAAAGAUCAUAUACCCAAGGAGAAGAAUGGCACUCUGGUUGGGAAAUGGAGGAGCGCGUGGAUGUUUGA
Pleurotus ostreatus (oyster mushroom) is the source of this 1200-nucleotide messenger RNA. RefSeq lists its product as uncharacterized. The record is from RefSeq and is a predicted model, not a curated record. Bases 1 to 1200 code for a protein of 399 amino acids. Lineage: Eukaryota; Fungi; Basidiomycota; Agaricomycetes; Agaricales; Pleurotaceae. The transcript has a single exon.